AUGGAUCAACGUAAACGACGUCCCGCCAACGUCUUUGGUGACGAAGACGAACAAAUGGUAAAAGCUGAAUCAGACAGCAAAAAAAUUAAAAAUGUUAGCGUGGGAGUUCCCAGUUUUAUUCCUACACCAACCGAUCCUUCUACUGUACAAAAUGCGGCGCCUCGGCCAGAUCAAAUUAAAGCUAUGAUUGCACAAAAACGAGCUCAAUUAGAGGCCAUGGCCGCAAAUUUCAAACCACCUCAGCCAAAGACUACAUUGCCUGUACAACCUCCGGUAGUUUCAAACCUUCCUUUUCAACCUAGCUUGGUUGCGUCUGGAAUUGAUCCUGAUCUUAGACGCAAAAUUCAAGAGGCUAAAGAGAAAAUCAAAGUGAACUUGGCUAAAGCCAACCCUUAUUUGCCAUCAACUAAUCCAUUAGUAAAAUUGGGGGAUGAUUCUAUAAAAGCAAAGGGUGGACUCAAAGUCGAAUCACACCCUGCGCUUCUUUUAGAUCAAAGUGGAAAGCUAGAUUUGAAACGAGCUGCAGCGUUGAUGCCCAAGCCCAAUUUUGCUACUGUGAAGGCAAACCAAAGGCUUGCACCCGCUAUAUCGAGACAAGAAGCUAAAGCGUUGGCUCCUUCUGAAGAAUUGGAUGAUAUUACACAGAAUCCUUAUUACGAUCCGAGGGCUGGAGCGGCUGCACCUCAAAGACGUGUCCGUAAAAAAUUUAAAUUUGUUCAGCCGGGCAAAUAUGAAGCAUUAGGAAAUCACAUGAGAGCACAGGCCAAAUUGGAAAAGUUGAAAGAAGAAAUUGCUGAAAGUGUCAAGAAAGCUGGGAUGGAAGCAGAAAUAGACUCAACUGAUAAAGCAAUUAAGAGAGAUCCGCCGCCUGUAAUAGAAUGGUGGGAUUUACCUUUCUUGUUAAAUAAAUCUUACGAUGAUAUCGAUGCUGGUUUAACCAAAAUCGAUGAUGAAGAUUCUCUUGCUACUUGGUUUGUUCAGCAUCCAGUACCAAUUAGGCCUCCAGGAGACAAUGGUCCUCCUCCACCAAAACCGUUGAUUUUGACUAAAAGGGAACAAAAGAAGUUGCGUAAACAACGGCGGUUAGAGUUGCAAAAAGAAAAACAAGACAAAAUUCGCUUGGGAUUACUACCUCCUGAUCUCCCUAAAGUCAAAUUGAGUAAUUUGAUGAGAGUCCUUACGAACGAUGCCGUUCAAGAUCCGACCAAAAUCGAGGCUCAAAUGAAGUUUAAAGUUGACAUGAAUGCUCAGCAGCUCGGACUUUCAGGCACAGUCAUAAUCAAUCCUAAUUUUACUGUAGUGAUUGUUGAAGGAGGACCUAAAGCUAUUAAAUAUUAUAAGAAAUUGAUGUUACGACGUAUUGACUGGUCUGAUACUACACGAAUAGGAGAAGGCAGCAGUGAACAACCUGUGGAUGAACCUAUGGAACCUCCUAAGGAAAAUAAAUGUUCACUGAUUUGGGAAGGAGAAGUAAAGGAUCACGGGUUUAAAGGAUUUUGGUUUAAGACAUGUCCAACAGAGAAAAUGGCCCGCGAUUACUUAAGAAAGCAUAAGAGUGAGCAUUAUUGGGAUUUGGCGUGCAAAUAUGUUGAUGAUGGAUUUGAUAAUCCUGCUAUCGUAGGUUUUUAA
Molecule: messenger RNA, 1629 nt
Organism: Cetraspora pellucida
Lineage: Eukaryota; Fungi; Glomeromycota; Glomeromycetes; Diversisporales; Gigasporaceae
Source: the annotation of a GenBank genome assembly